GAGGAAAGGAAGGGAAGGGAAAAAGGAAGGGAAGGGAAGGGAAGAGCAGGGCGAGCGUCCCAGCAGGGCGAUGAGCGACUCAGCCGAGGCGGGCGACUACAUCUCCAGCCGGGAGAUCCCGCGGCUCUUCGAGAGCAUGUUGACAGGACUGAUGUAUUACCAGCCAGAAGACCCCAUCAGCUACCUUGAAGGAUGCUUGACGAAGGUCCGGGCGAUGGGUGGUCCAGAGAAGCUGCAGUGGGACACGUUCCUCAGUCAAGAAGAUGUUCAACCUACUGCUGGGGGCUUAAACAAGAAGGCCCUCUUCCAUUCAGCUUCCCCCUCAGCCCCCUUCGGCUCCUACCAGGACGUAUCCUGUGUGCAGAGCCAGUUCUCCAUCGAGAGCGAUUCCGACAUGACCGAAUCCACUGGGCUAAUCCAGGAAUACGACGUGUUUGACCCUGAACGGCCCCGUCCUAAGAUCGUUUUUGUGAUAGGGGGUCCCGGGAGCGGGAAAGGGACGCAAAGCCGGAGGAUGGCCGCUCACUUUGGCUUCGUCGCCGUCUCCGUCGGAGAAAUUCUGCGCGCUCAGACACUCCGUCGUGUCGCCAGCGACAAGAAGUGGGAGCUCAUUGGCAAGAUUAUUGCCGACGGAGAGUUAGCCCCGUCGGAGACGACCUUUGAAGAGCUGAAGCAGCAGUUCAUCAAGCACCCAAAGGCCAAAGGUUUUGUGGUGGAUGGGUUCCCGCGAGACAUUGGCCAGGCCUUCCUGUGCGAGGAGCAGGUUGGUUCUCCAGAUGUUGUGAUCUUCCUGGCAUGCUCGAGUCAACAGCUCCGACAGCGACUAAAAGGAAGGGCUCAGGAACAAGGACGCUUGGAUGAUAACCCUCAUGCCAUUGAGCGCAGGCUGGAGACCUUCAAGCAGAAUGCUCAGCUCAUUGGGAAGUACUACCAGGAGAAAGGAACCUUGGUCCGGUUCGAUGCGGAUGGAGAAGAAGAUGAAAUAUUUGCUGCCAUCAGUUCCUGCAUUCAGCAACGGCUGCAGCCAGAGAGAAAAAGAAUUCUGGAUUUGCCACUGCAGAGUUUCUUCAGCCCGUGCCAGGACUCUCCAAAGGAAGAGCAGAGAAAGGAACAGACAGAGGGAGUUGUCACCCCAGAACCCUUCAGAAUGGCAGCAGAAAAAUUGAAAAAUCACAAAAUCAUCUUUGUGGUGGGAGGACCGGGAUCUGGAAAGGGAACACAAUGCGAGAAAAUUGUCCAAAAAUACGGCUACACUCACUUGUCCACCGGUGACCUGCUGCGGGAGGAAGUCAGUUCUGGGUCAGACAGGGGGAAGAAGCUUUCAGCCAUCAUGGAGAAAGGAGAGUUGGUCCCUCUGGACACGGUCCUUGACAUGUUGAGAGACGCCAUGUUGGCCAAAGCAGACAAGUCCAAGGGCUACUUGAUUGACGGUUACCCCCGGGAGGUGAAUCAAGGCGUGGAAUUUGAGAAGAAGAUUGCUGCCCCCACCCUGCUCCUGUACGUGGACGCUGGGAAGGACACCAUGGUGAAACGGCUGCUGAAACGAGGAGAAACCAGCGGGCGCGUGGAUGACAACGAGGAGACCAUCAAGAAGCGUUUGGAUACCUAUUAUAAGGCCACUGAGCCGGUCAUCGCCUAUUACGAGAAGAAGGGAAUUGUCCGCAAGGUCAACGCGGAAGGCACGGUAGAUGAGGUCUUCAAGCAGGUCUGCACCCAUCUGGAUGUCCUCAAGUAAACUCCCGGAGGAGCUCUCCCAUCUUUUCAUCCUCCCCCACCCUUCUUCCAAGACCUAGACCUGUGUAGAUGCGCCCCUUCCUCUCCCCUCUGCUCUGCCUCCCUUUUCAUCUCCAAAGACCGCCGGGGGAGGAAGUGGCUUCAUCCUGUUUUCGUGGACAGAGGCCCGUGGAGGAAAUUGCAAGGACAAUGCGCUUGGCUUCCUUAAACCUCCUCUCGCAAAGUAAAACUGGCUUUCGUGAGAUGAGAUGUUUUUAUUCUUUGCUUUAACAAAAAAAAAAAAAAAAAAAAGUUUUUCACCCUCGAUCGUGGGGGAAUAAACGUGUCUUCUCCAUCUUCUUUCCAGGAAUGGAGAAGCCCUCUGCAGAUUCCAAGGUGGGUUGAGGACAAUCUGUAACCCUUCCAGAUCCCGUCCUCCUCCAUCCGUGUCUCCCAAACACUCCCAGAUCUGGGAGGGGGGAGGCUGGCUAGAGAGCGAUGGGUCUUGUAGUCUGAAGUCCCUAGAGUGCUUUCCAUCUGGACAGGAACAAAUUGGGAGGAGUUUUUGAGGCUCUGAAACCACCUUUCGAUCUGCAGAAGUUAAAAUUCAGAAGUUAAGAUCCUUUAGAUCUGUUAGCCUGGCAGGAAGUAAGAUCCUUUUAGAGGCUGCAUUUCUACACGCAGGCAGGAUUUACCUGGCCAAGUUUACAAAUGACAAAUUCGUUAGUCCUUCCUGCGUUUCUUGCUAAGGCCUCAAAAGAGCUGCAAAAAAAAAAUCCCCCCGGCUUUUUCUCCACGAAAGAAAGAGAAAAGGGCACAUAUACGGUACCUCUUCAUAUGCCAAUUUCCUCUACUCUUUCGGGGAGACGCUCCCCAAACCUAGACAGACUAGAUCUCUGGAGGCGAUCUCCUUGGAAGGAAAAAAAAGACAAAAGAUUUCUUCCAAGUUCUAAGCUCCCCUGUGCGGUUAUAAACCAAUUCAACCACUCCGGGAAGAAAAAUUCCAGCUUGCAACUUUAAAAUUAAGAAAUCCAGCCAGCGUGCAAAAUUUUCUCCCUGGAGAGAGCGCGGGGAAAGGGGAUGCAAAGCCUCAGAAGAUCAGGCUAUUUUUUUUUCCCCUAGUCUUACACACACACACAGGCAAACAUGCACAAACACACACCAAGUCCCAGCUUUGUGUAUCCUUGCGCUCAGAAUUUCCUUAGCAACUAAAUAUUUGCUAAUCACAGGUUGCCUUUUGCUUUGAACUCCUUUUGUCUUUUAGGGUCUGCUUUAGGGAGAGCGAGAAAAAAAGAAACAAGGGGAGUGAAGGAACCAAAGAGGAGGUUUUGGGGGGGGGGGCAGGAUGUUGCUUCCUUAUCUGUAAUAACAUGUUGUCUCAUUUUUCACCCUUCAAAAUUGCAUCUCUCCAGAUUUUUGUUAGGGUCUCCUCAACGUUACGAAGGCCCACUAAACAUUUCUCUGCUGGUUGUCCUGUUUCUUUUCUUUUUUAAUUUGGUCCAAAUAUUUAUAAGAGGUGGGAAGGGGAGGCAACAAACCCCUCCCUCUCAAAGUCUUAAAAGACCUGGCCUACGGUCUGAAUGUAUUGAUCAGAUUGUUAUUAAAGAGCGUUUUAAAAAAAAA
Messenger RNA from Crotalus tigris (Tiger rattlesnake), 3336 nucleotides. RefSeq names its product adenylate kinase 1 (gene AK1). NCBI's taxonomy places the organism in Eukaryota, Metazoa, Chordata, Lepidosauria, Squamata, Viperidae. The record is from RefSeq and is a predicted model, not a curated record. Gene Ontology annotation, biological process: nucleoside triphosphate biosynthetic process; ATP metabolic process. Gene Ontology annotation, molecular function: AMP kinase activity; ATP binding; nucleoside diphosphate kinase activity. The coding region runs from base 71 to 1735 and encodes 554 amino acids. Gene Ontology annotation, cellular component: cytosol; cytoplasm. The transcript has 14 exons.